GGACCGGAAGUGAGACAGGGACUUCCGGUGGCUCCCGGAGGGCGCGGGCGGACGCUUAUGGCUGGGUACUGGAAGCUGGUGUGUGCCUCCCUCUUUUGUGAGAGGUUCCACACGGCUGCGCAGCACUACAAGGGACGGACAGGCACCGAGCACCUGUGGCUGAUGCGCCAUCUGAAGGACCCCUAUGUGAAAGCUGCCAAGGUGGAGUGUUACCGCUGUCGGAGUGCCUUCAAGCUCCUGGAGAUGAAUGAGAAGCACGGGAUUCUCCGGCCCGGCCUCCGGGUGUUGGACUGUGGAGCAGCUCCUGGGGCUUGGAGUCAGGUGGCAGUGCAGAGGGUCAAUGCCACAGGUGCAGAUCCCAGCUUUCCUGUUGGCUUUGUGCUUGGGGUAGAUCUUCUUCACAUCCACCCUCUGGAAGGAGCAACUUUUCUGUCCCCUGCUGAUGUUACUGACCCUAGAACUUUCCAGAGAAUUAUGGAACUGCUUCCUUGUGGAAAGGCAGAUGUGAUUCUCAGUGAUAUGGCACCCAAUGCCACAGGGAUCCGGGACCUUGAUCAUGACAGGCUCAUCAGCAUGUGUCUGUCCCUUCUGGACAUGGCUCCAGACAUCCUGCACCCUGGGGGAACAGUGCUUUGUAAAACUUGGGCUGGAAGUCAGAGCCGUCGGUUACAGAAGAGACUGACUGAGGAAUUUCAGAACACGAGGACUAUAAAACCUGAGGCCAGCAGGAAGGAGUCAUCAGAGGUCUACUUCCUGGCCACCCAGUACCGCCGAAGGAAGGGCUCUGUGAAGCAGUGAAUUUUCCUGCCACUCUUGUGGGUCUUCUGUCCUCAUUGCCUGUCACUCUCAUGGGCGCUAGGUCCUCUUGAACCACGAGUAGAGCCUGGGUGUUUUCCUGGAAGUGGCUGAAUCAGAGCUGGUCUGAGAGAUGAGCAGGACCACAGAGUGCCAGUUUGGUUUUCAAAAUGGAAAAGACAUGGCAAAAUAUAUCUAAGGGGGAUGAAAGAUGAUUUUAAAAAUCAGCCUUCCAUAUUGUGAUUUCUGAGGAGAAAAUUAUCAGGAGAAAACCAGGUGGAGAUUGAAGGAUGUAAAGAGGCAGGUGGAAGGGAGAAUAAAAACAGACUGAGGUAGUGAUGAACAUGCCCACAUAGGCCUUUAUGGAGCUCCCCAGCUUAGAGACCAGUAACAAUGAACCUUUUACAAACAGUACACUGGCACACGUGCCGUAGGUUCGCCACCACUGUUACAGAGUGUUAGCAUGUUACAGAGGAACAGGUGUUCUUCUAUGCUUUUAGAACACAAUACAUAUGUUUCCAGUUACUGUGGCCAAGCAGCAUAAAAUAGAAAAACUUGAAGUUUCCAUCUGGGGAUUAAUUGCCAUCUCUCUGGUUGAAUAAUCUGGAAAUACAUUCAUUUUUCUAGCAUUGAGAGUUCCCGGAGCUUUUAGAGGAGACAUUUGGUAUGAAUGUAUGCAUGAGGUGUGUGUGUGCGCGCUUUAGAUUUUGCUGGGAAUAUAUCUUGCUGUUAAUAGCUCUGUCUUUCAAGACCAUAAAGGUAAUUGCCAAAGCAA
Molecule: messenger RNA, 1570 nt
Organism: Heterocephalus glaber (naked mole-rat)
Lineage: Eukaryota; Metazoa; Chordata; Mammalia; Rodentia; Bathyergidae
Gene: Mrm2
Product: mitochondrial rRNA methyltransferase 2
Biological process (GO): RNA methylation
Cellular component (GO): mitochondrion
Molecular function (GO): rRNA (uridine-2'-O-ribose)-methyltransferase activity
Source: RefSeq, a predicted model, not a curated record